AUGCUCUCGUCGUUCGAUGAAGACGUGUUGCUACCAUUGUCGCAAGCCUGGGUGGCCACGGACAGAGCUGACGAUGGCAGCGAUGGCGGAGCCAGCGGCGCUGGCGGCAACAACGACGUUAUUGGAGACGACAAACACCUGGGCUUCUUUGUGCCCUCGAGGGGCGGCAGCGCUUCGCCCGAUCGCCACACCGGCAUGGGCCUACCCCAGCUCCUGAAUCCCGUCCGUCUGCUGGCCGAGACUUCAGACGUACGCAAAGACUCGGCCUCUCAGCACGAAGGCCCAGCAGCCGUGUUGCGGGGCUUCAUGCGUCGCUCACGCGACCACUACGAGCCGAGACGGGAACCCGAGUCGGUGUGUGGACCCCUGCCGAAUGGGAUUUUGUCCGAGUCAGAGGCUCGUGACCUCUUUCGCCUCUUUAUGGAGCACAUCAAUCCCAUCGCCACAAUGCUAGACCCCCUCAUUCACACGUACGACUUUGUCACCCAUCAUGGAUCCCUGCUCACCGCUGUUUGUUUGGUGGCUGCGUGGCAUCGCUCGGGUGAGCUCGCCUGCCGACUUGCGAAUCGACUCCAGGAUCAUCUUUUGACACGGUGCCGUCCUAUCGUCAUCGUGGACCGGUACUGUUCCAUCGAAAUCGUCAUUGCCUUUGCCCUGUACGUGCAGUUCCAUCCGUGCACCGACGAUUCGGCCAAUGACUACUCGUGGACGAUGCUCGGCGAGGCGAUCAAAUGUGCCACCGAGCUCGACCUCCAUUCGGCAAUUUUGUCUCGAAAUGUCGGGCCGCUCGAUGAGCUCGGCCACCGGAAUGCGCGGAUCCGAGAGAGAACCUGGUUGAACCUCUGGCUCAUCGAGCAGUCCCUCUCUCACCAGACUGGACGGAGAUCGUCGCUAACGGUCAAUGGUGCGCUUGCCGACUGCACAGACUGGCACCUGUCGCCUCACAAGGUCUCUGGCGACGCCAUCGUUGUGGGCCAGAUAAGCCUGCGCCGAAUCGUGAUGGAGUUGCAAGAUUUCCUCGCCCGCUUCUCGCAAGGCUGGUCCACAGCAACUCAGGACAGCAAGGUGGGCGUAGACAUUGCUGCGAUACAGCUCUGUCUCAAGAGAAUACGGUGGGAGGUCGACGUGUGGACGAAGACGUGGUCGCACGCCGAGCCGACGUCAACAAGGUCGAAAAAGGUUCAGCUGUAUGAAAGACACGCAAAGAUCGUCCUGUGCUCCACGCUUCUGCAGAAAUGUCCUCGGACGCUGGAAGCCCUUGACAGGCCCUUUUUCUUCCUCUACGAAUCCGUCAUUGGCUACCUCACCUGCCUGGUGGACCCCGCCAACGUCCAGAUCAUCAGGUAUGGGCAACGGGGUUUGUUUAUGACGGCAUCGUACAUCUGCUGCAUCGCCUUCAAGCUUAUCCGCAUUGCCCACCACGCCCCUUGGCUCUCCGUUGAGACGCUCCGCGACCUGGUGCAGCGCGUCGUCACCGCCUUCAACGAGACGGCUGCGCAGGACAACGCCGCCUACAACACGCCUCAAAGCCACGCACGGUUCCUCUCGGCGCUGCUGUCGUCCUUUGAAGAACGCGGCUCCGCGUCCUCUCAUACUCUCGCCCACGGCCAUGUCCAGCCCGCUGUGGUCUCGCCGUCUGAGGUGCCAUGCACCUUUGCGAUGCACAUGGCGAGCGUCGCGAGUGGCCAAGGCAAGCAGUCGCACGGAGAGAACUCAGACCCGUCGCUCCUGAAGCCACCAGCCCUUACGCAGCAGCAGGCACCACUAGCAGGUAGUGAGGCGCUCACCAUGCCCACGCUCGAUGACGCCUCCGUACAGGUAGGGCGGGAUUUUGUGACGUGGUUCGACGACUUUCUGUUCGACUCGCACCUGCCGGCGGCAACAUGA
Molecule: messenger RNA, 1887 nt
Organism: Acaromyces ingoldii
Lineage: Eukaryota; Fungi; Basidiomycota; Exobasidiomycetes; Exobasidiales; Cryptobasidiaceae
Exons: 3
Coding region: 1-1887 (628 amino acids)
Biological process (GO): regulation of DNA-templated transcription
Cellular component (GO): nucleus
Molecular function (GO): DNA-binding transcription factor activity, RNA polymerase II-specific; transcription cis-regulatory region binding
Source: RefSeq, a predicted model, not a curated record